GGAACUGGAGAAGGAUACAGUAGUUAGACAACAAAGGAAUAUUAGGAAAUUAUAAAGGAGCUGAUCAAUGAGAACUAUUUAUUUACCAGGCAGGGAAUAACAUCCAUUGGGGUAAUACCUCCGCGAGCGAUUCGCUUGCUUGUCCUACGUUGUUCUUUUCUCCGACAAGAGCAACUCACUAGUAGCUCCUCCUCCUCAUCUCUUCCACACCUCUCGAUUAAGAUCUGGGAUUCUGCAUCUUUGGAUUUAUUUACCUCUUAUCGUCCUACAAUCUCUUCCACCGAUCGAGUCUGUCUCUCUGCAUCAUGGGCUCGUCCUUCCCCGCCAACGUCCACGUCUCCGCACAUCCCUGCCUCCGCGCGAAGCUGUCGCAACUGCGCUCCCAUGCGGCAUCUACACGAGAAACAAAGCUCCUCGUUCAUGAGAUCACGACGAUUCUCGCCUGUGAAGCUCUAGGCCAGACGCUGACCGUCACGGAAACCGGAAAGGAUAAGACACCUCUUGGAGUCGAAUAUACAACGGAGGGCCUGGCACCGUCGAGUCUGGCUCUGGUACCGAUUCUUAGAUCGGGAUUGGGGAUGUUGGAUGCCGUCCAAUCUCUCCUCCCAGACGACAUCCCCGUCCACCACCUCGGUCUCUUCCGCGAACGCUCCACCCUCCAACCCGUCGAAUACUACAACAACCUCCCCUUCCACCGUCCAGACACAUUCUCCAAGACCGACACCACUUCAGCACCCAACGAACUCGCCGCUCACACCGCCAUUCUCGUCGACCCCAUCAUCGCCACCGGCGGCACGGCGGAUGCUGCAAUCCAGCUCCUGCGCGAAUGGGGCGUCAAGCGCAUCCUGUAUCUCAGCGUCCUGGGCUCCGAAGGCGGCGUGCGUCGCGCUGCGCAGGAGUGGCCGGAAGGCGUACAGGUCUGGGUUGGUGCGGUUGAUCAGGCCUGCGAUGAGCGUGGGAUGAUCGUGCCGGGUUUGGGAGAUAUUGGUGAUCGACUCUUUAAGGCUGUUGGGAAAUAGGGACCAAGAGACGUGAAUUAGAUCUAUUGAUUUCCUUCUUUUUCUUCUUCUUAAAUCUAACUCGUGAAUUUGCGACGUCUAGGGUGUAAUGAAUCGUGCCCUGCAUCGAGAUCGGGGUUCAAGAUCCGAGAUAUAGAAGAUGAGAGAUGAAUAUGUGAUAUAAACUAGCAGGUUAAUGCACGUAUCGGAAUGGGAAAUAAAUUGCAUACAUCUUGAAGAAUAGUGUAUACACUUGUUGUUAGGGCCGGGGAUGGGAAGGUGAAACUUGACUCGAGACGGCCUUUAAACAAGUCAAGACUUUCUUGAGUUGUAGCUACAGCUUUAACAUAUCAGCUACGGUGACUACGAAUUAAGCGCCUAGAAUUGUCCCCAAU
Messenger RNA from Paecilomyces variotii, 1393 nucleotides. RefSeq names its product uracil phosphoribosyltransferase-domain-containing protein. The record is from RefSeq and is a predicted model, not a curated record. The transcript is spliced from 4 exons. The coding region runs from base 306 to 1019 and encodes 237 amino acids. Lineage: Eukaryota; Fungi; Ascomycota; Eurotiomycetes; Eurotiales; Thermoascaceae.